Molecule: messenger RNA, 890 nt
Organism: Pyrus x bretschneideri (Chinese white pear)
Lineage: Eukaryota; Viridiplantae; Streptophyta; Magnoliopsida; Rosales; Rosaceae
Product: PRA1 family protein B6
Source: RefSeq, a predicted model, not a curated record
CUAAUACAAAUAUAUAAACAUAUGUAUUUUGCCCCUUCAAAGCUUUCGUCUUAUAUAUUACUCGGUCCAAAACAUCAGCAAGUAUCACUUCUUUGUAAUCCCUUCAAUUCUAUUCAGACACCACAAAUUUCCUGGUCAGAAGAUGGCUAGCUAUGGCACCGUGCAAAGGCCGUCCACCACCUCAACACCACCACCUCCACCAACUGCCACUGAUGAUCUCAAUCAGCGGAAGGACUCAACCGGAAAAAAGCGCAACGACUCCAAGCUCUUCUGCCUCUUCAACAUCCCCGCAACCCCAGAAGCAACUGCAGUUCGAAUCGUCAGAAACUUCAGUUAUUUCGGUUUGUAUUACACACUCUUCAUAUUGACAAUACUCUCUAUAACCCUAGUGCCUCAGCGCAAGGAUUCCCUAAUUUUCUUGACGGUAAUGCUGCCAGUGGGAUGCUUGUACCUCGUGCUGUUAAGGGUAGUACCUGAAUCUCUACUGCUGCACAAGACCGUCGAGAGGCUGGUGGUGCUGGUCUUGUUGGCCAUCGGGACGAUGAUUGAGCUCAUACUCACGGAUGCAGCCGUACAUUUGUUUGUGACUUUGGCAAGUGUGAUACCAAUUCUUUUGGUUCAUGCAGUUUUUAGGGUUAGAGAUGAUGCUUUUGUUGAGGAGGCUGGUGGUUUUGGUGAAUUCGUUCCCCUCACAACAACCGAUGAAUCCAAGUUGUCCGAAUCAGUUUGAUAAUUUUGGGGAUUUUAAUAGUAGUACUUGAGUUUGAUCAAGAAAGUUGUAGCUCUAUAGCUAAUAAGAGUGUUUAUCUUUACACCCGAUGUCCUUCCUUCAAAUUCCCGUUAUUCGCUUGUAACAAAAGAUUAUGGUAAGAGAUAUUUAUUUAAGACAA